This is a messenger RNA of Penicillium griseofulvum, 1767 nucleotides long. RefSeq names its product Major facilitator superfamily domain, general substrate transporter. Gene Ontology annotation, molecular function: transmembrane transporter activity. Bases 1 to 1767 code for a protein of 588 amino acids. The transcript is spliced from 4 exons. The record is from RefSeq and is a predicted model, not a curated record. Gene Ontology annotation, biological process: transmembrane transport. Lineage: Eukaryota; Fungi; Ascomycota; Eurotiomycetes; Eurotiales; Aspergillaceae.
AUGAAAGUCGACAAUGACGAGGCUGCAAGUUCUUCAGAUGUGGACAGAAGCACAGUCGAGCCAGAGAAGUCGGAUGGGCCAAUAACUCAUCCCGAGGAGGCACUUCCGAACAAUGGUGCAGAAAUACCCGGUGUGCCCUAUGAAGAGCUUCAACAUGGUAUCCAGGAGGUUGAGGCCGUGGCGCAGACCUGGUCCAAAGCAUCCCUGAUCUGUGUUUUCAUCAAUAUGUGGUUCCUUUACUUCACUUAUGCAUGGAUAUCGUCAGUUGAUGGUAGCUUAAGCACUUACGUCGCUAGCUCUUUUCAACAACACUCCUUAUCCGGCCUUCCUACAGCUAUUGCAGAUGCUUUCUCUGCUUCUGUCUUUCUCCCAGUAGCCAAGAUGAUGGACACUUGGGGACGAGCCGAAGGGUUUUUGGUAAUGUCGAUUUUAGCCACUGUAGGCCUCAUUCUUAUGGCCUCCUGCAAUAGUUUCCCUCUAUAUUGCGCUGCAAAUGUGUUUUACUACAUCGGCUUCGGAGGCAUGCAAUUCGCUGUGGACGUCAUGACCGCCGAUCUCUCACAGUUGAAAAACCGAGCUCUUGCAUACGCUUUCACCUCUUCUCCGUAUAUCAUUACGGCCUUCGCUGGACCAAAGGUGGCGGAUCUAUUCUACGCCAAUACUGGCUGGAGAUGGGCCUAUGGUACUUUCGCGAUCAUCUUCCCUAUAGUGGCUGCUCCAUUGUUCUUCGUCCUGAAGUUCAAUCUGACAAAGGCCAAAAAGGAAAAUGCUGUGGUUAUCAGAGAGAACAGUGGACGAUCAUUCCUUCAAAGCGUUUGGUUUUGGAUUCUCGAAUUUGAUUUAAUUGGAGUCUUCAUCUUUACUGCGGGACUUGUCCUAUUUGAGCUUCCAUAUGACAUCGCUAGCGAGGCUCCCAAUGGCUGGGGCACAGGUUAUAUCAUUGCCAUGAUUGUGGUUGGAUUCUCGAUGCUCUUCUUCUUUGGCUUCUACGAGAGGUAUAUCGCUCCCACGCCUUUGCUCCCCUACUCCUUCCUCACCAACCGAACCGUCGUUGGUGCAUGUCUCUUGGAUGCCACAUACCAGCUUUCAAACUAUUGCUGGAACAACUACUUCUCGAACUUCCUUCAAGUGGUUAAUGACCUCACUAUCGCCGAAGCUGGGUACAUCGUUAAUACAUUCGACAUGGUCUCUGGUAUACUUUUGUUCUUUGUUGGAUGGGCGAUCCGAAAAACCGGUCGCUUCAAGUGGCUCCUUUACAUUUCCGUUCCUCUAUACAUCUUUGCCCAAGGUCUGAUGAUCUACUUCCGUCGUCCCGGUCAGAAUAUUGGUUACCAGGUCAUGUGUCAAAUCUUCAUUUCUAUUGCCGGAUCGAUCUUUAUUAUCGUCCAGCAAUUAGCCAUUCUCGCUGCCGUUGAUCACCAACAUGUCGCUACGGCCCUUGCCUUGCUCAAUGUGGUCGGUACUAUCGGUGAUUCCGCUGGUCUUACCAUCUCUAUGGCAAUCUGGAACAACACAUACAAGAAGGCUCUUAUGAGGUAUCUACCAGACUUGACAAACCUAGAGAUGAUUUAUGAAGAUGUUGAAACACAGUUGAGCUACGCUCCUGGUACUCAGAUGAGAGCGGGUAUCCAGGAAGCGUAUGGUUACACACAAGUUAGGAUGCUUUCUGCUGGGUUGGGUGUUAUGGUUCUAGCAUUCGCCUGGACAAUUAUGAUCAAGAACAUCAACCUAAAGAAGGUUGCUCAGGUUAAGGGUAUGGUGUUCUAA